AUGUGGUGUGCGGUGGGUGCGUGUCCGCGCAGCCGGCACUGUGUGCGGUGCAGGGCCAUUGCGGCUGUGCGUGUGGCGCUGCUUGUGGCGUUGGUGCUGGUUGCGGCGGCGGCGGCGUGGAUGCCCGCGGUGCAUGCGGUGGCGUUGCGACUGCGGGGCGGCACGGUGGACAGAGCCAUCACGGUUGGCCACGCCGUGGACACGGUGCUGAUGGACGGCGUGUUCAUCACGAACGGCGUGGCUGUUGUGUUCGACGUUGCGGCGAUGCUUCCCGGCACACUGCGCAUUGAAUUGAGGAACUGCGUGUGCGACGGCGGUGCGCAGAUCUACGUGCGGGGCUACAGCGGCGAGCCGGCGAGUGACCGGAGCCUGGAGGUGAGCGUGAGCGGGCUGUCCGGGAGCUACUGCUCGCUUGUGUUUGCGCACAACCUGCCGGCCCACACGAACGUGACGGUCCGUGACUCGACGAUUGUUACGUCGGGGCCGAUGCGCUACUCCCAGCUGAGCGGGCUGACGGACGCGGUGGCAUCGCCGCUUGUGCUGCACGCGACGUCGCUGUUGCAGUCGCAGCUGCGUGUGAGCAACACUGUGCUGAGGUCGUUGCAGGUGGGCGGGUCUGCGGUGUACGUUGGCGGCGGUGUGGACCUGCUGUCGAGCGCGGUGGUGCUUGACGGCGUGUUGCUGGAGGCGUCGGGCGGUCCGACCGCGUCCGCGAUGCAUGUGGCGUCCUCGUCGCCUUUCAGUCUGCGGAGCCACUCGGUGUUCUCCGUGACGAACGUGUCGGUUGUGAGCAGCGGCGGCGGCUUUGUGCUUGGCGAGCGCCUCGCGGUGAUUGAUUCGGUUCUGCGCUUCGUUGGCGUUGAGGGGUCUGUUGCGUCGUCGCUGGUGCGCUGCGACGGUGGGACGGUCGGUUUCGGUGGGUGGCUGGAGCUGCACGACGUGUGGGCGGUGGGCGAGGCGUCGUCUGUGGCGUCGCUGUCGGGGGUGACGCUGAGCGACGGCGCCGUGUCGAUUGCGCGCUGUGCUGCCACCGGCGUGACGCUUGUCUCCGGGCUGGCGAUCACGAGCGGCGUCGUGUCGGUGCAGUGCAACCGUGCCGGCGGCCGGGUGCUGCAGAGCAGCGGCGACUACCGCAUGGCCGGCCUGCCCUCCGUGAGCGUGGUGCCGUGCGACGGCUGUGCGGCUGCGUUGGCGUGCUUCGAUGGACUGACGGCGUCUUUCUCCGACUGCGUGUGCGGCUGCCGUGCCGGCGGCGUGGGCGAGGCGUGCCUGCCGUUCGACGUGCCGCCUGCGAGGGCUGGCGGUGGUGGUGGCGGUGCGCAGGGCUGCGUGAGUGGCGUGACGCUGACGGAGUCGGUGACGGUUGGCGGCGGGCGUGCGACGGCGUGCUUCGACUCGGUGGUGUUCGGCGGGCCGAUCAUUGUGGCGGUGGACCUGCGCUCGAUGGACGUGUUCGCUGACGCGCUUAACGUGACGCUGCGCCACUGCGUGCUUGCGGGCGGCGCGCAGCUGCGGAUUGGCGGCCUCAGCGAGAGCACGGCGCGCUUGAUGCCCCACUUCCUCGUCAAAAUGACGAAUGUGACGUCGCUGGAGGGCACGAUCGUGCUGCAUGGCGCGAUGCCGCUGCACUCGAGUGUGCUGCUGGCGAACUCAACGCUGCGCGCGACGGUUGGCGGGUCGCAGUACGUGCCGACGACCCGUGGACACGAGGGAUUUCGGUACGGCCCCGCGCUUGUUUUGGACGGCGUCCUGCUUCUGUCGACGCGGUUUGUCAUGACGCGGUCGACGCUGUUGUGUGGCGGGGAGUCGUGCGCUGCGAUCCUCUUGGAGCGCGGCUUCGGCGUGAACGUGUCCAGCGUCUUCUACAUGGACAACUGCGCUGUCGUGUCGCGGACGCACGUGAUGUAUGCUUUUGCGUCGGACCUGCGUGUCAGCGGCGGCUCCGUGUUCUCCAUACAGAACAGCUCGUGGAGUGCGCCGAGCAUUAAAAGCUACGAAGGCGCGUGUGUGUUUGGGGAUGUUGUUUUGGAUGGCGGUAGCGUGCUGCAGGUUGUGUCCAGUAAUUUCCGUCUCGGCUUCGCCAUGCUCAUUGCAGAAACGCUGAUCGUAACUGGUGGCAGCUGGCUGGUGCACCGCAACAACGAGUUCCGCACCGCCUACGUUGUGUACGUGGCCAAGGAGAACGGCGUGGCGUUCCGCGAUCGGAGUGUGUGGUCGAUACUUGACAACAACUUCACGUAUGGCUUGUACUCGUCGACUCAUGCACAAAUGACAAGCAACUGGUUACCGCCAUCCGACACGCGCCCGAUCAUCUACGGCAUGUGCAACGAGGUAAUGGGCUCUCCUGUGACGGAUUACCGAGAAGGUCUCAAUAUUGGGACGCCUGUGACGGUGUUGGACUGUGGUGCGUGCACCGUGGAGGCUGUGUGCUUCGCUGCGAGGACGAGCAGCGUCAGCGGCUGUGAGUGCGUGUGUGCUGCUGGCGGCCACGGUGACACUUGUCUGCCAGCUGCUGUUCCGGACGGCCUUGGGCCGCUCCCGCUCCCUGACGCGGAGGACACGGAGGUCCGCUGCGUGCACGGUGGCAGCAUCAGCUCCGUGGACGGUCCUGAUCCCGGUGUGCGUGGUCUUUGCUUCGUCAAUGUGACCUUCACUGCCGCGAUCGUGCUGGACCUGUGGAGCUUUGACGCGUCAGAGCAGACACUCAACAUCACGCUGCUGCAGUGCGUCCUCAUGGGCCUGUCGAUCAGGGGGAGUGGUGCACGCGUGCACGUGAGUGUGGUCUCCUCGAUGAUGGAUGCCGGUGAUUUGGAGUUUAGAGGUGAUUUUGGCAGGAGCUCCCGGAUACUGGUGGCGGGUAGUACAUUUGUGAUGACGUCGCGCCGCGCCAUUCAAUGCCUGCUGUUUUCUCUCGGUGCGAACUCGACGCUACUGUUACUUGACAACCUCAUUGAAGGGGAAAUUUACGCAGUCUAUUUCUCCUUUGUUGUUGUUGAUGAUGGCGGGAUCAUUAUAAAGGGAAACACGCUGAGGGGAGCGGAGGAGGACGUUCAUUUGCAAUCUGCUUUUUUGUUUGAAUUUGCUGUUGUGAAGAAUGGUGGCUACUUUGACGUGGAGAACAACACGAUGAGCGCAGCCAGUGGCAUUUAUUUUUAUGGGGAUACCACCGUGAGCUCCGCGGGGCUGCUGCGAGUGGCGGACUGCAUCCUUAUUGGUCUCGCACCGUUUUUUGAUCCCGCGCUGGUGCAUUGGGACGGCUCUUUGACACUCCAGGGUGGUGCGCAGUGGCGUGUGGAGGGCAACAGCGUGAGCGCAGCCUCAGUAAUAGAUAUGCCUAAUUCCUUGUACAAAAUUAAGCUGUCGGACAGCGGCA
Molecule: messenger RNA, 3373 nt
Organism: Trypanosoma cruzi
Lineage: Eukaryota; Euglenozoa; Kinetoplastea; Trypanosomatida; Trypanosomatidae
Product: dispersed gene family protein 1 (DGF-1), putative
Exons: 1
Source: RefSeq, a predicted model, not a curated record